UUCAUUCUUUACUUGCACAUUCUUAAUGGAAUGCCAUGCAGAUUUUUUUAUACUUAUGACAGCAAAGUUAUUAGCAAAGUCAAUUGCUAUCAAAAUAAUGUUAGGCACCUACUUACCUACUGCGGUUGAAGUUUCGUUUUCUACCUCUCUAUCACUCUUGCGUGUUUAAGCGAUGGAGAAGCAGACAACGAAAUUCCAUUUUCAAUUUUCGCGUUAGGCCCUCUGUUUUAUGGAAGUUGGAACUAAGGAAUACAAUCUCCAUAGGCAGAACUGUUGCAAAAGUGUCCAGCUGUCGGUUAUAAAUAAUAGUUCCAAAUCUCUCCAGAGUAGCGCUAGAGUAGCUAAGAACCUAGGCGUUAUUAACGGAGUGAAGUGCGCUGUCUAUGAUUUUUUUCAAAUAUUCUAGGUAUUGUAGCGCCACCUAUUUAAGGGUUUUUGACGGACAUUUUUUGUAACAUGGAGAUUGUAUUCAUUACCUCUACCUUCCAUACUUUGUUUCAAUGCGAAUCCCCCCCGAAUCUGCCAUGUUUUUAAGCUUAGUGAUGUUAAGUAAUUUUCGCACGCGAAAUCUUUUAGUUCAAGCUGCCGUAACUCUGUACUAGCUAAUUACGCUGCAGCAGUAACGCCACUCUGCUCAUCGCAAAUGCAGUACUUGCAUUAAAAAAAUGAAAUAAAGGCCUUAUUAAAGGAGAAUAAGAUAAACAAUUGCAUGAGUUUUCCAAUGUGAUAACUGCAUUUCCGAUAAACAGGGCGAUUGAUACCUUUAUUUGGUGCCAACUUCGCCUUGGCAGCGAGCCGAUUGCAAAAUUUCGUACCGACUUGAUACCGCGAUGAAAUGCACAAUGGUUUCUCAUAAAAUUAAUGCUAAGCCCGAAUUUGAUAGUCUGCCACGUUUGAACUUGCCGAAAGAACAAAGAAGGCCACUUCCGGUGCGAAAAAGGGGGGCUGAUUUAACCCAUCUGAUAGACACAGUAAAGCGUAAUCUGUCAGCAUUUUUUUUUGGAAGUGCGUGACUGCCGCUCUCAAAGGUGGCCAUAGGGACCCCAAAAUAUACCCAUCUGAUACCACUCAUUACAGGAAUAUAUAAGUUUGCCAAGGCUUUCCCUGCCGAAACAUCUUGACAGACGAGAUUAUGUAAGCAUGGUCACAUCAGCAGGCCUAGAUAUACCCAUAUGAUACCUCCAUGAAACCAAUUCCGGUCGGUAGGUAUGAACCCUCAAUUUAGGAAUAUAUGUCUGCCAAGGCUUUUUCUGUCGAAACACCUUAACAGACGAGAUUAUGUUAGCAUGGUCACAUCGGUACCCUUAGAUAUACCCAUCUGAUACCACCAUAAAACCAAUUCCAGUCGGUAGGUAUGAAAUGAACCCUCAUUUCAGGAAUAUAUAAGACUGACAAGGCUUUUUCUGCCGAAACACCUUGACAGACGAGAUAACAAUUCCUUUCAGAGCGUCACCUUAAAUAGACUUUUCGUUCGUAGCGACAUCUAUUGUCGAGUAGCAGUACUGAUAAAUCCGCUAAUGGACAUGAUUUGUGAUGUGGAAACGAAAAAAAAAGAAGUCAUCUAUGGAGCAUUAGUAUGGAACACUGGAACGGGUACGUUAUAGGUACAUACUCUUGCCUAAAAUUAAAAUUAAUUCGUCAUGAAAGCGUCAGCUAAUACCUACCUUUGUGUAGGUAUUUACUUUGGCUUCAUGUGCGAUGGCAUCAGUAGAUACAAAACAUAAUAUAACCAUAACCAUUUCCACCAUUUGUACCUUUUUUGAAGCGCAAUAAAGUUUAAAAUAAAUAAAUCAAUAAAUAACCUGCAUGUGAGUUUCGAACGAAACUUAUAUCGAUUUUAAUAACAGAUAAGAGAAAAAUUCCAUGUAAGUACCAACAGUAAAUAUUUUGUAUCAACAAAUUCCUGAAGGUCAUGUAAUGAUUCAGCGAUUCAAAUGGCAAAAGCAAACCAUUAUUUCAACAUUAGGCUACGAACAAAGCAAUUUAAUAGAAAUUUGGAUAAAUAAUGAAUUUCCGCCGUAUUUUGGUAUAAAUGGCCCAAAUCGUUGGCAGAAUUUGUCGAUUCAUAUAAACUCUUCUUGCUGGAACUUCAACAUUUUUGUAGGUACCGAAGACCAUCACUAUGAAACUCCUCGUGUUGAUCUCCCUUUUCUCCCCGCUGGUGCUCUGCUAUGACGCCAAGUACGACUCCAUCGACGUGGACAAGGUAUUGGCCGAUGAUGCUCAGUUCACCGCCUACAUUAACUGCAUGCUUGAUAAGGGGCCGUGCACGGUGGAACACUCCGCUGAUUUCCGAAAGCUGCUUCCUGAAGUAGUCGCAACGGCCUGUGAAAAAUGCUCAGAUAUUCAGAAGGCGAACAUGAGGAAGUCAGUCAAAGCUCUGCAGGAGAGGAAACCGGCCGAAUUCGCGGAGUUCAGGGCGAAGUACGACCCUAAGGGAGAACAUGAACAGAAAUUCGCCGCUUUUGUAAUGGAGACCAAGUAAACUGAAAACCAAAAUGCACUAUUUGCCAUCUUCCUUAAAAUCCUGUGAAGACUACGGCUCUUGAAUAAACCCUGCGACUACAAUAAGAAAGAACUCUUUAAAAGCUGAGUACAAAUGCUUUAAAUAGUUGGCAAUGCUCAAGCGAUAACUCUGGAGUUGCAAGCAUUCAUAGACUACGCUACAAUCUGACGCUAUGGUACAAUCUGACGCUAUGGUACAAUUUGACGAGCUUUUAAGGCAUCAGAAUAAAGAAAACAAUUUUCCAGUUGCAUUCCUGUCUAGUAACUAGUUAAGAGCUCCGGACCGAAAUGCCGGUUGACGGUAGACCGCAAUGAACUUGCAAGAUGCCAGUGUCAAAAAGGAACGAGGCGGAUAUGCUUAUUUUAAUCCAAAAGAUCCUGUUCACUUUCCAAAAUGAUAAUAAAAGUGGACAAAACGACGACUUGUGCUAUUCCAUCGGAUUUUAACCUACCUUCGUGUGAACUGUGUGGAGCAGAAGCAUAUUGGUGAUAAUAUUUAAGUAUUACCUCCUUAAUUAAGGAUGAUUAUGGAUGAUGAUGUCUGCAAUAAAUAUAUUAAUCAUUCCGUUCAUGUUUUAUUAAUUUUCAUCUUGUAUUGUAUACGGGCGAUUUUCCGCAACUCGACGACUGGCGCCUAUUUUGAGUAAAAUUUUCAUCUUGUUUUAAAGUAAAAUAUAUAUCCUCUUUUUUUUCUUUACACGUUAGUAUCCCACUGCUGGGCAAAGGCCUCUCUCCUUGAUGUACACAACUCCCGUGUUCUCCUUAAUUAUAAAGUAAUUUCAUAAAAAUAAGACCAACUUCGCGAUAUUUUGCCUUAACCUACUUUUUUUAAUAUUUAUAUUUUGUGAUUUAAUAUUAUACAAUAGGCGCACUAUAAAAUACAAAUACGUUUAUUUCAUUACUAUUUACAGCAGUGAUAAACACGAUUGAUAGUCUGCUAUUACCAAAAUCUUGUACAAAAAAUUUAGAUGUUUAAAACAUUUUACAGCACAUACUUUAACGCCGUAGUGCGAAAAUUAGCACAUUACGUAACCAUGUCG
Messenger RNA from Cydia pomonella (codling moth), 3545 nucleotides. Its product is annotated as ejaculatory bulb-specific protein 3-like. Lineage: Eukaryota; Metazoa; Arthropoda; Insecta; Lepidoptera; Tortricidae. The coding region runs from base 2123 to 2485 and encodes 120 amino acids. The record is from RefSeq and is a predicted model, not a curated record. The transcript has 3 exons.